Messenger RNA from Pararge aegeria (speckled wood butterfly), 789 nucleotides. RefSeq lists its product as uncharacterized. The transcript has 5 exons. Lineage: Eukaryota; Metazoa; Arthropoda; Insecta; Lepidoptera; Nymphalidae. The record is from RefSeq and is a predicted model, not a curated record. Bases 1 to 777 code for a protein of 258 amino acids.
AUGUUUGUUUUUAAUACAGUGCUUGUUGCCAGCGUAUUAUUAUUUAAAUGUGAUGCCGGGAUUGUGGACACACUACAAAAAUGCAGCAUAAAAAACGAUGAGUGCAUGAGUGCAUCAUUCCAAAAAUCAGUACGCGAAAUCGGCAGCGAUGGUAUUCCUGAACUAGACAUACCUCCCAUAGAUCCCAUGCACAUCCAAAAUGCAUCUGUAGUAAUAUUGGGAGGGAUCACAGUAACCAUAACAGAGGGAGUCGUUAAGGGAAUCAGUAAAUGCCAAAUAAAAAAAUUGCAUAUUGAUUUGGACAAACAAGUUGGCACGCAAGAAGUCCUAUGUGACCUGACAAUCAAAGGGCAUGUCACUAUCGGGGGUUCGAGUCCAACUAUCAAAGGUCUCUUAGGAACUUCUUCGAUUGAUGGCAACGGGAAGGGCAAGGUGAAACUUGAUAAACUGUACCUGAAUUUCGAUUUUCCAAUUUAUCCUAUUAAGAAAGAAGAUGGUAACACUUAUUUUAAAGUUUUUUACGAAAAUGUGGACUACAAAUACGACAUUGAAAAAGCUACUUUCGCGGCCGAGAAGAUUUUGAUUGGAAAAGACGAUAUCACUCAACUUGUUGUUCCUUAUUUGAACACAAAUUUUAAAACAUUGAUGAAAAAUAUCGGUAAGAAUUUAAUGGACAAAGCCAUGGAGUACUUUCACGAUUUUUCCAAGAAGUACUUCGAAGGCAUCCCAACAAAGAAUUACAUCACCGAAGAUCUUUCAGACUACGUUAAAAACUAAUAGCAAGUAAAA